GCCGUUCCUACUGCGCCUGCGCGCAGCGGGGAAAGGGGCGGCAAUGGCCGCCGCCGCGGCGGCGGUACGUGUGCCGCGCUCCCCGCCUCCGCGGGUCUCCCUGGGCUCCGCCGCCGACCGGAGUUCCUCCUGUGGCCUCAGGUGUCGUCCGGUGCACCCUCACUCUCCCCUUCGGCCUCUGGGGGCCUUGUGUGUUCUCUCCAGUCCCAUGUGCGGCCUCCUCCGUGCCCUCACGUCGCAGUGCCGGGUCCAGAGGUGUCGGCCGCGAUGGCAGUGACCCCGAAACAUGCAACAUGGCAGCAGCCAUGGAAACUGAACAGCCAGGCCUUGAAAUCUUCGAAACUGCGGGCCGUGAGGAGCAGGUCCAGAGGGAGGAGCAGCCAAAACUGGAACCUUUCUAUGUAGAGAGACAUUCCUGGAGCCAGCUUCGGAAACUGCUCACAGAUACGCGGAAGUAUCAUGGGUACAUGAUGGCAAAAGCCCCUCAUGACUUCAUGUUUGUGAAGAAAAAUGAUCCUGAAGGACCUCAUUCCGAUAGGAUCUACUAUCUGGCAAUGUCCGGGGAGAACAGAGAGAACACGCUCUUCUACUCUGAAAUUCCCAAAACCAUAAACAAAGCUGCUGUCCUGUUGCUUUCCUGGAAGCCACUUUUGGAUCUUUUUCCGGCCAUCCUAGACUAUGGGAUGUACUCUCGUGAAGAAGAGCUGCUACGGGAGAGGAAGAGAAUUGGCACCAUUGGGAUUGCCUCUUAUGAUUACCACCAAGAAAGCGGCACCUUUCUGUUUCAGGCUGGGAGUGGAAUUUAUCACGUAAAAGAUGGAGGCCCUCACGGAUUCACUCAACAGCCUUUAAGACCCAUUCUGGUAGAGACUAGUUGUCCAAAUAUCCGUAUGGAUCCCAAGCUUUGUCCAGCUGAUCCAAAUUGGAUUGCAUUUAUCCAUAGCAAUGACAUCUGGAUAUCUAAUAUAGAAACCAGAGAAGAAAGGAGGCUAACAUUUGUGCACAAUGAACUGGACAAUGUUGAGGAGGAUCCAAAAUCUGCUGGCGUGGCUACUUUUGUGCUGCAGGAGGAGUUUGAUAGAUACACCGGCUACUGGUGGAGCCCAAAGGCACAGCCAACACCGAAUGGGGGUAAAGUUCUUCGAAUUCUUUAUGAAGAAAAUGAUGAGUCAGAGGUGGAAAUUAUUCAUGUCACAUCGCCCAUGCUGGAGACAAGAAAAACAGAUUCCUUCCGGUACCCCAAAACUGGUACAGCAAAUCCAAAGGUCACUUUCAAGAUAUCUGAAGUGACAAUCAAUGCGGAAGGCAGAAUUGCAGAUGUUGUGGAUAAAGAGCUAGUUCAGCCGUUCGAGAUCCUCUUUGAAGGAGUAGAGUACAUUGCUAGAGCUGGGUGGACGCCAGAAGGAAAAUACAUCUGGUCCAUCUUACUGGAUCGCUCCCAAACUCGACUUCAGAUAGUCUUGAUCCCUCCUGCAUUAUUCAUCCCCACAGAAGAUGAUGCAAUGGAAAGACAGAAACUUGUCGAUGCUGUACCAGAUUCUGUUACACCUUUCAUUAUUUAUGAAGAAACAACAGACAUCUGGAUAAAUAUCCAUGAUAUCUUUUAUGUUUUCCCUCAAACCCAUGAAGAUGAGAUAGAGUUCAUUUUUGCCUCUGAGUGUAAAACAGGAUUCCGGCACCUAUACAAAGUUGUCUCAGUUUUGAAGGAGAGCAAGUAUAAACGGUCGUGUGGAGGCCUCCCUGCUCCAAGUGACUUCAAGUGCCCCAUCAAAGAGGAGAUAGCGAUUACCAGUGGAGAAUGGGAAGUGCUUGGCAGACAUGGGUCCAAUAUCUAUGUUGAUGAAGCCAAAAAACUGGUGUACUUUCAAGGCACAAAAGACUCACCCUUAGAGCAUCACUUGUAUGUUGUUAACUACGAGAAUCCUGGAGAAGUAAAGCGGCUGACAGAAUGUGGUUACUCUCAUGCCUGCUGUGUCAGCCAGGAUUGUGACAUGUUCAUCAGCAAGUACAGUAAUCAGAAGAACCCACACUGUGUGUCACUUUACCGGCUGACAGGACCUGAAGAUGGUGCAGCUCAUAGGACAAAGGAAUUCUGGGCUACCAUUCUAGAUUCGGCAGGCCCUCUUCCUGAUUACAUUCCCCCAGAAGUGUUCUCCUUUGAGAGCUCCACCGGGUUUACGCUCUAUGGGAUGAUGUACAAACCUCACAAUCUGCAACCUGGAAAGAAGUACCCCACUGUGCUUUUCAUCUAUGGAGGUCCUCAGGUACAGCUAGUGAACAAUCGGUUUAAAGGAAUCAAGUAUUUCCGUUUGAACACUUUGGCCUCUUUAGGCUAUGUUGUUGUUGUCAUUGACAACAGGGGGUCCUGCCACCGGGGGCUGAAGUUUGAAGGGGCCUUUAAAUACAAAAUGGGACAAAUAGAAAUUGAUGAUCAGGUGGAAGGGCUGCAGUAUUUAGCAUCCCAGUAUGACUUCAUUGAUUUGGAUCGUGUUGGCAUUCAUGGCUGGUCCUAUGGAGGCUACCUCUCUCUUAUGGCUUUAAUGCAGAGGUCAGAUAUUUUCAGGGUUGCCAUUGCCGGAGCACCUGUCACGCUGUGGAUUUUCUAUGACACUGGUUACACAGAGCGCUACAUGGGCCACCCGGAUCACAAUGAGCAGGGGUAUUACCUAGGUUCAGUGGCCAUGCAAGCUGAGAAGUUUCCUUCUGAACCAAACCGUUUGCUGCUGCUACACGGAUUCUUGGAUGAGAAUGUUCACUUUGCACACACUAGUAUUUUGCUCAGCUUUUUAGUGAGAGCUGGGAAACCGUAUGACUUACAGAUCUACCCUCAGGAGAGACACAGUAUAAGGGUACCUGAGUCGGGAGAGCACUAUGAACUCCAUCUACUGUAUUACCUGCAAGAGAAUCUGGGCUCUCAUAUUGCUGCUCUGAAGGCAAUGUGACUGACCUCUACAGAACUCUGCUCCACUGGCUGCUUUACCGAACGAGGAGAUGUAGGAAACUAGAGAAAAUAGAAUGGAACAUUGCAUUUUGGUGCCUGCCACAUGUACACACACACACACACACACACACGGAGAUACUUUUUAAAAUUUGGUGCCAUACAGGAAAUUAAAGUACAGUGACCUAAUAACUUUAAAGCUUAAGAUGUAAAUAAAAUCAAAUGUCUGUGGUAUAAUGCAGUACCAUGGGUGUUAUCUUGGGGGAGGAGCUGAAACUGAAAAUAACAUACUUCUACAGCACCAGAUCUUCACUUUUUAAAAGCAUUAUGGCAUAACUGAUGUAUUUUUACAGUAUGUUCCUUGGUAUAUUAUUACAUAAUACUGGGUAAUUUACUCACUAUGUGCAGCAAGAGUUUACCCAAGUGGUUACGACUUGUAUUACAUUUUAAAUGCUAUCAUACAGCUUUUAUGCUUCAUGAAAGGGAUGUGUCUCACUCCUUAGAAGCUGGUCACAAGUUAGCCACAUCACCUGUCUGUAUGUUAAUUGUUUUUUACGAAGAAAGACUUUUAAGCUGCCUCCUAAAGAAUUUAAAUUUUGGAUUCAGUUCAGUUGAUACCAGGUUCUUUUCAAUGAUUUCUUCUCUCCACAGCAUAAUCAUACUUUUUUUUUUUCCUUUCAGCAACUUGAGAUCCUAUCCUGAUUGUAUUUGAUUUCAGCGGGGAAGCAGAAUGAUAUUUUGUUGUGAUAUGGGCAUAACAAUCUUUUAUUCUGAGAUGCAAACUAACUUAAGUCAAAGAGCUGAAACUCUGUAAAUUUUAAAACAAGCUUAGAAGUGCAGCCCAUUUCUCAUUGACAUUUUACCCUGAUGUUCAUUCUUGAGCUGGUUUUGCAAUACUGUUUUCUUACAGUCACAUCAGCAUGAUAUGGGUAUAUGCAUCCUGUUAAGAUUUGAAAAUUCAGUACUCUAAUUCAAAGGUCUACAGAGGACUUGGUGAGGAGAGACCUUACAAACACUAUAUGUGAGGCAAUAUGAACUGUUUCAUUGAAUUUCCUGCUUUAUUUGAGGGACUAUUUCCCAGGCUUGUACUCUGUUCAGUCCUUCAUUCCUGCGUCCUUUCUAGCACUGCUGUGUAGCAUGAUUAUGAUGCUAUAUUUGAGAAGCCCCCUUCUGUAUAGCUUAAGGUAACCCUGCUAAGCCUAAAGGGUAUGCGAUUCCAGUUGUGUUUUUGCUAGUGAGGUUUGAACUAAGCAGCAGGCUUGGCUAAAAAGCAUUGUAAGUGUGUGAAGUCACUUUUAACUUGCAACAGGUCAUUUAGGAUAGAAAUCCAUAGCAAAAUGAUUCUCUUUAAUCCAGGAAAUUCUCCCCUUGGGGCUUGCCUCUGAGACUCCUAUAAGUUUUAAUGGUUUUGUUAGAAACCUAAGAACUUCCUUUUUUUUCUGUUUUGGUGCUAGGGAGCAGCAGAACAUGAUUUUCUUUUCAUCUGCUAAAAAUCUGGAAUCACUCUCAGUGUUUACGCUCUUAGUACUCCACAUGUUGUAACCUUGUAUUUUUCUUGCUUUUGUACUGUUCAGCUUGAUCCUGAAACGCCACGAUUUAACACCAUCUGGCUGUAUUGUAUCAAACCGCAUUGGUUUACAGUUAGGCUGCUGGUGAUAUGCACCAGAGCUAUCGGAGCUGGUGCAGUUACACGGUUGUAAAAUGUAAGGGUGAGAACAGGAUCUGGUUUUUGGGUUACACAAGAUAGCCAAAGCAAACAGGCAUGCAGUAAAUGCAAAUCUCCUCUGAAGUGGGGAUGUUUGGUUUGGGCUGUUUUAUGGUUUUCAGAUCACAGUGAUUAUAAGUGGAUCAGUUCAGAUACCAUUCGCAGGUCAAUAACAGGCUUACAGUUUUAUUUUGGGAAGGGUAUGGCAGGGAAGGAACCCAGCUCCUAUGUCUUCUCUUAGUAAUUAAUUGUUGUGACUGAAGCGAACGCAGCAUGCCUGUGGAGUGUGCUAUAGGCAGUAUUGAGAGAAGGAUAUGCGUGCUGAUGCAUUUGAACUAGAACAACACGGCAGCGAGUAGAGACAAGUAUAAGCUGUUACGAUGGAAUUCCAUUGUGUUCUUUACGUGUUUAUGCUGUAUUAUAUAUACAUAUAUCUAUAUCUGUUCAUAUAUACAUAUAUGUAUAAAAUUACACGUGGAUAAUACCACCUUUUCCAAGGUUGUUUAUAUUUUGUUCAAUAUUAAAUUAACUUGUUUUGGGGGAGUUUUUGUUCUUUUUCUAGAGGUGAUUACCCUUGAAUGUAAAUGUAUAUGAUUUUUAAGAUGAAAUCGAUCCUUUUGUUUAAAAAACAGAACAAAAAUGGCCUUCAUCAAACAGUGCUUUUUGGGGAACUGAAGAACUAAAUGUUAUGCAAGUAAACCAGGCUAGGUUUUGAUUUAGCCCAGGAUGUGAUUUGUAAGUGCUGACAAAACUUUUUAAUAAUGCAUCCUUCCAUUGUUUUAAACACAUAUAUCGAAAAGCUAUUAAAGUACAAUGUACUGUAAGUACUCUAUUUUGCAAUGUAAAUUAUGUAUUUCUUUCCUACUUUUUUUUUUUAUUUUUGCAGUAGUUAAGCACUUUAAGACCCCCAUGCUCUCUUAUCCUGUGGAAAUGCUGGGAGGAUUUACCAUCAGAGUUUUGUAGUUCUUGCGAAAGAUGCCUCCUUGUAGGUGAAGGUGUGAGAGAUGCCUUAUAUGAGGUCUGAUCCAGCCCUACCCAGUCAAGGACUAAAUUCCCAGUGACAAGGGAAGAAGGGCAAAGCCCAUUGCUAUUGAGACUGCGGAGGUAGGAAGGUGUUAGUGCUGAAGACUGUUGCAUCAGGUUUUUUGGGGGGAGCAGUAGUCCUGCACCUUGUGUGGCGAAGUGUUGGUCCAGAGCUGGCAUGGAGAGUGGUGGCUUUGCCCUGCUCUGUGCUGCUGGAGUCGGCUGCUCCAGGAUGAGGUUGUACCUUAUAGUCCAGGAGAUGGUAUUGCCACUCAAGAAGAGGUUUCCAGCCUGUCUGCGAUUUGGGAUUAUACUUUGUCACUUCCUGCUUGUUAAAAUAUUGUCUUGUUUAAUGUGAGUUUUAAGUAGAACUAGUGAGAUCUGAUGGGAGCAAAAACAUUUGAGGAGGAACCACCCCUGUGACUCCCAAACCAGACCUUAGUGUGUCCCUUUGGAGGAUCUUCUGCCUUCAGCAGAGGUCUCCUCUGUGCCCAGCAGGACACCUGCUCUGAGCAGGAGCAGGAUUGAGCCUUCAUUGCAUGGUGGAAAUGACUUGCACAGGUGUCUUUGAGAUGAAUGUUUUAAUUUCAUAUAUUUUUAAAAAUAUAUGUGAAAUAUGGGGAUCUGAGCGAUGAGACACUGAAGUUGUUGAGUGUUGAUGCCAGCAGUUUCUUUUUGUUUGUUGUGGUUGUUUCUGGUGAAAGCAUGUUCUUUCUCCCCAUUUUAAGGCAGCUUCCAGUAAUUUCUCUGGAGUGUGCAGUGUGCAAAGCUGUUGGGUUUCACUCUUCGCAUUGGUGUUGCACACCCUACCCCACCCCUUUGUUUUCAGUUAUCUCCUUUUAUUCAGAACAAAGUAGUAUUAGUAUCUACCCAGAACUGCUUGAUUUUUGUAAACUCAGUUAACUUGUUUGUUAAUGAAAUAAUGAGUUCAAGCUUUGAAAACCAACUAUUAUAUUAGAAUGGAAAAUGCAUUCCCUACUUACUAGUGCCAUUUGGGAAUAGGCUAUGGAAGUACUUUCUGAGCGGGAUGGUGUAGUAAUGCUUUAACCCUGGAGCACUGUACGUCAGAGCCUGUGUGGUGAAUUACAGAGAACUCACAAACUCUGAGCCCAGGGGUCCCAACCCUUAGUCCCUACCAGGAAGAGUGGGUUGUGUUUCUGCUGUGUGUGUCUGUGUGUAAGGCAGGCUGUUUUGCUGCUGGUGUGACGCUUAACUUUUGACGAGGCAAUAAUAGAGUAUAAAUAAAUGAAAUAAUCAGCCAGAUUAGGACACUGCCUUGAAUUGCCUGUUUACUUGAGUACCAGAACCCUGUAAAGACUUUUUGUGCACCCCUCACGGUUCUCCGGGCCACUCCUUUGGAAGGGGAAGAGACAUCUUCAUGCGGUUUUUACUUGGAUGUUCUGCACAGUAGAAGUUCAGGUGUUUAAUUUUAGAACAUGAAGUGCCUGCUGUUUGCGUUAACAAAAUUGCAUGUUUCACUUCAGUGGGUUUAUUGGUCUCCCUCCCUCCCCCACCUUUCUAGCUACAUGGCUUUUAAUCAUGUAAAGUGGAGACAUUAGUUUUGCUGCGUUUUAUUACAAAACCUUUGUUGCAAUAAAGAUGCUGCUAAAUAAAUUGAA
Aquila chrysaetos chrysaetos is the source of this 7285-nucleotide messenger RNA. RefSeq names its product dipeptidyl peptidase 8 (gene DPP8). Gene Ontology annotation, biological process: proteolysis. Gene Ontology annotation, molecular function: dipeptidyl-peptidase activity; serine-type peptidase activity. The record is from RefSeq and is a predicted model, not a curated record. NCBI's taxonomy places the organism in Eukaryota, Metazoa, Chordata, Aves, Accipitriformes, Accipitridae.